GUCCACCUGUUGAAGGACCAGCUGAGUGCGGAGGCCACGGCUCGGCUGGAGGCCCAGGCCCGGGUCCACCAGCUGCUGCUGCAGAACAAAGACCUGCUGCAGCACAUCUCCCUGCUGGUUAAACAGAUCCAGGAGAUAGAGACCAAGAUGGCCGGACCAAACUCCAUGGGAUCUCAGGACAGUCUGCUGGAGAUCACUUUCCGAUCGAUGGUGCCUCAGGUGAUGUGCGACGCCACGACGCCCAAACCUGAUGUGUCCAUGCUCAACCUCCCCGGGCUGGGCUCCACUGACGGGAACGCCUUCACUUCUUCCAACGGGACUCUGGGAAGCCCCCUAGGUAGGGACAAGUGUCUUCUCAAACUGGAUCGUUUCCGUUUCCUCCCUGGGCCUCCGCCUCCUCAACUCCCCUCACCUCCCUCGCUGCUCAAAGCCGACAGGCCGGAGAGAAAAGUCCAAGAGGAGUCUAAGGGCACGUUGUCCCGUGACAUCCAAUCUCUGAGCUGCCUGGACUUUGCCGCGAAGUUUCGCGAGUCGGGCAUCGCCUCGGAUUACGAGUCAAAUACGGACGACAGUGACAGCAAUGAGGACGAGGGGGAGGAUGAUGAGGAGGGGAUGGAGAUCUUUGGCUGGGGGAGGGACGAGGAGACGCUGAGGCUGCUCAAUGUUCUCAACAGUCAGGGAACUCCUGACUGUCUGGGAGAUGAAAUAGCGGUGUAACGCACUAACCUGCCCCCCUGAGGAACCAUUGGUCUUGACCUUUAUUCUGUCUCAAACUACCCUGUACGAUUCACCAUGUGGCAAACUAACCUCCGUCAGACAGGCACAGUUAUAUAAACAGUACUUGCACCAUUAUAUUGGUGUGAUGAGUUGCAUAAGAGAGAGGAAAGACUCAAAUAAAUAAAGGUGAAUUCACUGUAGGACAACAGUAGGCUUAGUUGGCUAUCAUAGGUAUCCUGAACAUAUCAACCACUCAGGCAUGGGAACAAUAAACAUUUAAUCUCACCAGACAAAAAGCAAUCUUAUUUAUUUUAACAGAGAUUUGGUGACAGAAUACUAAUCGCGUUAAAUAAUAGAAUUGUUCCGUUGCUCACUGACUGGGCUGCUAUGCGUUCUUUGAUGCCUGUAGUGGUCAAAUAUUUAUUUAACAAUUUAUUUUACUGGAUUAUUUGCUAGGACCUACCUUUCCUCUAGUGCAGGGGUGUCAAACUCAAUUUCAUCGCGGGCCACAUUCGCAUAAAGGUUGUACUC
Notothenia coriiceps (black rockcod) is the source of this 1248-nucleotide messenger RNA. RefSeq names its product carboxyl-terminal PDZ ligand of neuronal nitric oxide synthase protein-like. The record is from RefSeq and is a predicted model, not a curated record. The transcript is spliced from 2 exons. Lineage: Eukaryota; Metazoa; Chordata; Actinopteri; Perciformes; Nototheniidae. The annotation marks the transcript as partial.